CACCAGCAAGCACCAGCAAGCACCUCUGUUGGACCCAAGGCCAAACCCCGAGCCCGAUACAUCCGCCACCCGCCCGCAACCACCCCCUCCCCGGAUCUCCAUCAUGCAGCAUCUGCAGCCCGAUCGGCCCCCGAAACUCCCAAAGACCACCCUCGAGAAGAACUCGGCCCGGCGGUUGAUUGUCGUCCUCGAGGCGGCGUCGCUGGAGACGGUCAAGCUCGGCAAAGGCAAGGAGGGCCACUACGCCCUGCUCAACUGUGACGACCACCACCACAUCCUCAAGAAGCACAACCGCGACAUAUCCGAGUCGAGACCGGAUAUCACACACCAAUGUCUCUUGACCCUCCUCGACAGUCCGCUGAACAAGGCUGGUCUGCUGCAGGUAUACAUCCACACAACCAAAAACGUGCUCAUCGAAGUCAACCCACACGUCCGUAUUCCCCGUACAUUCAAGCGUUUCUGCGGCCUGAUGGUUCAACUGCUACACAAACUGAGUAUCCGAUCAGUAAACGGGCCGGAGAAGCUCCUGAAGGUCAUCAAGAAUCCCAUUCUGGACCAUCUCCCGCCGAACUGCCGCAAGAUCACCAUGUCCGCUGAUGUUGCGACCGUCAAAAUCUCAAACUGGGUCACCACAUUGAACUCUGAUGAGCCUGUGGUGUUCUUUAUCGGCGCGCUGGCCCACGGCCCCGACAACUUUGCCGACGAGAUUGUUGACGAAAAAAUCUCAAUCUCUGAAUAUCCGCUCUCGGCGUCAGUCACUUGUGGCAAGCUGUGCAAUGCCUUCGAGGACCUGUGGGACAUUCUCUAGACUGGGCUUGCACUCUGUGACUCGUGAGUGCUGGCUCAAGCAAAGCGAGCGAGCCCGGGUGUAGUUGGUGGCCAUUUCAUUGGCCGAAUACACACAUGC
Molecule: messenger RNA, 907 nt
Organism: Polychytrium aggregatum
Lineage: Eukaryota; Fungi; Chytridiomycota; Chytridiomycetes; Polychytriales
Product: Alpha/beta knot methyltransferase
Exons: 5
Coding region: 104-808 (234 amino acids)
Biological process (GO): rRNA base methylation
Cellular component (GO): small-subunit processome; nucleolus
Molecular function (GO): rRNA (pseudouridine) methyltransferase activity; rRNA binding
Source: RefSeq, a predicted model, not a curated record